This is a messenger RNA of Closterium sp. Naga37s-1, 1674 nucleotides long. The record is from the annotation of a GenBank genome assembly. NCBI's taxonomy places the organism in Eukaryota, Viridiplantae, Streptophyta, Zygnematophyceae, Desmidiales, Closteriaceae.
AUGGCUGACGAAACAGGAAGGAUUCCCUCAAGCGGAGCCGAAUCUCAACAGAAUCAAGUCCAGCAACGGCAGCAACAACAGGUGGAGCAGCAGCGCGAUCAGCUGGCGUCAGGUGCUGCGAUGAUGGCUGACGUGGCAGCUGGUGACGAUGGCGACGGGAGCGACGGCGAGGGCUCAGGAGGCGAGGAUGCGCACGCGGGAGUGAUGUUUCCGCGAGCCAACACCAACGCCAAGGGACAAUGGACGCCGGAGGAGGACGAGCUGCUGCGGAAACUGGUGGAGAAGGACGGAGCCCAGCGGUGGUCCGCCAUUGCGGCGCACCUCAAGGGGCGCGCGGGGAAGCAGUGCCGCGAGCGGUGGCACAACCACCUGAAGCACGGCAUCAAGAAGGACGCGUGGACGGAGGAGGAGGAGGCGAAGCUGGUGGAGGCGCACAGGAAGCUGGGGAACCGGUGGGCGGAAAUUGCCAAGCUGCUGCCGGGGCGGACGGACAACAGCGUGAAGAACCACUGGAACUCCACCAUCCGCCGCAAGGAGGAAUCGUCUCGCAGCAAGGCAGUGCAGCGCCCCACACUGCUCCUGAGGUACAUCCAGUCGCUCAAGACCCAGGGGGGGCUGGGGGGCGCAGGAGGCAGCUCUGGCGCGGGGGCCAGGGCAGGGGGAGGGGGGGGGAUGGGGAUCAGCCUGGGGGAGCUGAUGCAGGGGCUCGUGAAGGGGGAACCCGCGUCCCCCUCCGCCUCUGCAGGCCUGGGUGGGUUAGCCUUCCGCGUGGGUCAAGGAGCGCCUUUUAGAACCGCCGUGCCCCGCUCUGUCUCCCAGCCAAACAGCCACGCAGCAUCAGCAGGAGGGGGAGGGGGGGGGGGGGGAGGGGGAGGGGGAGGAGGAGGCGGAGCAGCAGUCUUCCCUGGGGCAUUCAGCUCAGCGCAAAGCGCAGCAGGAGCAGGCAGAGCAGCAGGGGCAGCAGGAGGAGCAGCAGCGGGAGCAGGGGCGGCAGCAGCUUUCCCCCGCAACCCCUCAUGGCCUCCCGCAGGAAGCUCUGUUUCCGAUGGGGGGAGCUCCGGCGGUGAGGGAGAGGGGCACGAGCAGAAAGCAGGGGUGCGGCAGUCGGGAGGAGGCGGCUUCACCACUGGUGCAGCAGCAGGGGGGAUGGGGGGGAUGAGGGCAGGGGGAAUGGGGUCCGAGGGAAUGGGCGCAGGGGAGAUGGGGCCAGGGGGGAUGGGGGCGGCUGGGUUCAUGCGCUCAUCCUCUCUUUCCAGGGCAGAGUCCCGGGCGCGCCAGCACAGCCGUGGAUCGUUUCUCGGCGCGCGAUCCGGGCUGUUGGAUGCGGCCCGGGGCGGCGAUCGACGGUCGGAGUUGGACCGGGCAGCAGCAGAGUUCCAGAAGGAGAUUGCCAGGGCGUUGCUGGCGCCUGUUUCCGCCUCUGGGUCGGAGGAUGGGGGCCGUGGGGGAUGGGGUCGGAGGGGAGGGGACAUGGGCGCAGCAGGGGGAGUAGGGGGAGCAGGGGGAGCGGGGAGAGCAGGGGGAGCAGGGGGGGCAGCAGGGGGAACAGCAGGGGGGGCGGGAGCAGGUGGGGGAGCAGCAGGAUCUGAGGUUGCGAGUGUUCUGACUGCCGACCAGCUCGCCCUGCUGCUCAAGGUGAGUGAGGCGUAUGAGAUGGGCGACUGGGGCGCAUAG